Acanthoscelides obtectus is the source of this 219-nucleotide messenger RNA. Lineage: Eukaryota; Metazoa; Arthropoda; Insecta; Coleoptera; Chrysomelidae. The record is from the annotation of a GenBank genome assembly.
AUGCCUGCGUCUAGCGCGGCUACCGAAAGAAGUUUCAGUAUAUAUGGUUUCAUACAUUCUUCAAGAAGAAACCGACUGACAGCUGAGGGAGCCGGUAAAGUUACUUUCAUAGCUCCUAAUCUAAAACUAUUGGACCAGGAUCAGGUAUCAGCGACGUCCACGCGGUCCAAAUAUGAAGAAGAGGUGUACUUUGCACUGCCAGCCGAAGGAGGGUCUUGA